Messenger RNA from Pseudocercospora fijiensis CIRAD86, 687 nucleotides. RefSeq lists its product as uncharacterized. Bases 1 to 687 code for a protein of 228 amino acids. The record is from RefSeq and is a predicted model, not a curated record. The transcript has 4 exons. NCBI's taxonomy places the organism in Eukaryota, Fungi, Ascomycota, Dothideomycetes, Mycosphaerellales, Mycosphaerellaceae.
AUGUCUUACCAGCAGGGCUACGAUCAAAAUUACCAGCAUGCUCCAUCAGGACAAUCCGACCACGGCUCAUUCAACGGAGGCAACUACUCGAUCCAGCACCGCGACACAAACGCAGUACUCAACAUCGAGCUGCAACAAGGCGGAAGCGUACGCUCCCGAACCGGCGCCAUGAUCCACAUGGCCUCAACGGUGCAACUGUCCGGAAAAACAAAAUUCAGCAUGAAAAAACUCUUCACGGGCGGAGAGAUGAGCGAAUCGACGUACGUCGGCCACGGUCGCGUCGCUCUGGCCCCGAUGUUGUUUGGUGAUAUCAUCACCGUGCACGUCGACUCCAGCAAGAACUGGACGAUUGGGAAGGAUGUAUUCCUGGCGUGCACGCCGGACGUGACGAAAGAGUCGAAAUCGCAGGGGAUUGGGAAAGCGAUGUUUUCUGGGGAGGAUUUGUUCGUGUAUCGCAUUGGAGGGCAGGGAUUGCUGUGGUUGACGAGUUUUGGGGCUGUGGAUCGUCUUGAUCUACAAUCUGGUGAACAGCAUAUUGUCGAUAACGGGCAUUUGGUCGCGUGGAGCUGUGACUAUAAGAUUGAGAAGGCUGGUGGAGGAGCCAUGUCGUCGAUGAAGACUGGAGAAGGCUUAACCAGAAACAUGGACGAGUUCGAAGAGUACAUUCAAAGCUUCUCGCAGGCCUAG